This is a messenger RNA of Laetiporus sulphureus 93-53, 774 nucleotides long. RefSeq lists its product as uncharacterized. The transcript is spliced from 9 exons. NCBI's taxonomy places the organism in Eukaryota, Fungi, Basidiomycota, Agaricomycetes, Polyporales, Laetiporaceae. The record is from RefSeq and is a predicted model, not a curated record. Bases 1 to 774 code for a protein of 257 amino acids.
AUGGUUUCCUGGAGUUCCCCAUCGGUGAUCCUGCGCGACGAUGAUGUGUACGGGAACUUGGUGUUCACUCUUUUUGGCCUCUACGUCUGGGAGGUAUUCCAGACGAGUGGCUUCGAAUGGUCGCUCAUUACCAGACAGAGAAAGUUCACAUGGCCGUUAGUGAUUGUCUUCUUCCUCUGCAGAUAUUGCUUGCUGUUUGCUCUUUGCGGAUUAAUUAUGUCUUUGUCAAUUCGACACCUGAUCAGUUGUCAGGCGCUGUACACGUUCAACUCGUGGUCAGGAAACAUGGCCAUUCUGUGUGCAUCGACAUCGCUGAUGCUUAGAACCAUUGCUCUGUGGGAACGCAAAAAGAAAAUUGUCCUGCCGCUCGGCAUCCUUUGCCUUGCGCAUUGGGCUCUUCUGUGGCGGGGGAUGUUUGUUCUCAAAGCAGAUUACGAUCCCACACAAGGCGCCUGCAUCCUGACAUGGUCAAACCAUGUCUUCCUGAAUGUAUCCUUCUUCAUGACAAUGGGCUUCGACCUGGCUAUUCUGCUAUUAACACUUGCUGCGCUAAUUCCGCAUAAAUCGCGCUCGGAUCUCUGGACACUACUCUUCAGAGAUGGCCUUGUGUACUUUGUUAUUGCGUUCUGCUUCAACGCCUUGCCUGCGAUACUUAACGUAAUGGACCUGAAUGGUGAGAGCUUCCCUCAUGACAGCUUCGUUCAUGUCAUUGACAGUUCAUUCUAUUCCAGUUUCAAUGAACGUGUACGUAUCCGCCACGAUCUGCAUUCUUGA